CUCUCCUCCACGAUGACAACAUUAGCCGAUCGAUAUCAUAUGACAAAGCGAUUGGGAGACGGCACAUUCGGAGAAGUUCUUCUGGCCAGGAAAAUCGAUACUGGAGAUAAGGUUGCCAUAAAACGGAUGAAGAAAAAGUUCAAGACCUGGGAGGAAGCGACUGCCCUGCGAGAAGUAAAAGCGCUGAAAAAAUUGCCGCAUCCGAACAUCAUAAAGCUCAGGGAGGUGAUCAGAGAAAACGAUGUUCUUUAUUUUGUCUUCGAAUAUAUGCAAGAGAAUCUAUACGAGUUAAUGAAAGACAGGGAUCGAUAUUUCCCAGAAGGAGUGAUCCGAAAUAUUAUCUACCAGAUACUUCAAGGACUUGCAUUCAUGCAUCGCAACGGGUAUUUUCACCGAGAUAUGAAGCCAGAGAACAUUAUGUGUAAUGGAACAGAGCUGGUGAAGAUCGCCGAUUUUGGGUUGGCAAGAGAAGUGCGUUCGAAACCACCGUACACGGACUACGUCUCAACGAGAUGGUACCGAGCUCCAGAAAUACUUCUUCGAUCCACCUCCUACAACUCGCCAAUUGACAUUUGGGCGCUCGGAUGCAUUAUGGCGGAACUUUAUAUGCUACGACCUCUGUUCCCUGGUACCAGUGAACUGGAUCAGUUAUUCAAGAUUGUCACCAUUCUAGGAACACCGACUAAGGAGGAAUGGUCAGAGGGAUAUCAGCUCGCAAGUGCAAUGAAUUUCCGAUUUCCACAAGCUGCUCCAAUGCAAAUGGAAACUAUUGUAAACACGAUAGGAAAAGAUGGCAUGAAACUCAUGAUGGACAUGAUGACGUGGAAUCCAGAAAAACGGCCAAACGCCGGACAAAGCCUCAAGUACAAAUACUUCCAAGUAAACGAAAAGCUGGGAGCACCUGUGAUGAGUCAGCCAGCUACAGGAAGCGUCAGGAAGAGCAGCGCCAGUAGCACUCAAAGUGACACUAAGGCCAUUGUCAAACAAAAGGUAGCCGUCAUGGAAUAUCCCGGCUCCGAAAACGUUUCACCUCAUGGAAAACCGAUCGAACGACAUGUGAAUCGGAACAUUCCAUUGAAUAAAACAGAGAUUACAAAGAACAAAUCGGGCGAAAAACGACCUGCCAAAGAAAUUUAUCUGUCCAAAUCGAAAUUUAUUCCAGGAGGGCUUCCCAAGAGUUUCUCACGAGAAAAGAAAACUGCAUCACAGAGCAUUUUUUUCAAAACGAAAAGAAGUGGAGCCGCUAGUCUCAUGAACAAAUGGUUUAUCUUUCAUCUUCAAGUGAACCAUUAA
Molecule: messenger RNA, 1293 nt
Organism: Angiostrongylus costaricensis
Lineage: Eukaryota; Metazoa; Nematoda; Chromadorea; Rhabditida; Metastrongylidae
Source: the annotation of a GenBank genome assembly